Fraxinus pennsylvanica is the source of this 2973-nucleotide messenger RNA. The record is from the annotation of a GenBank genome assembly. Lineage: Eukaryota; Viridiplantae; Streptophyta; Magnoliopsida; Lamiales; Oleaceae.
AUGGGGGUUCCAGCAAGAACAGCAGCAGCAAAAGGUCGUGGUGGAGGAGUGGAUUUGCUGAGUGAAAGAGCAACAAAGAUGAGAGAAGCACUGCAGAAGAGCGAAACAAUCACUGAUAAAAUGGUCUCCAUUUUGGGUUCCUUUGACGACCGACUCUCUGCCCUUGAAAUCGCCAUGCGCCCCACCCAAAUCGGGACACAUGCUAUUCGGAAAGCUCAUGAGAACAUCGAUAAAACUUUGAAGGCUGCUGAAGUCAUAUUGUCUCAAUUUGAUCUUUCUGUUCAGGCUGAAGCUAAAAUACUUAAAGGGCCACAUGAGGACCUAGAAAGUUAUCUUCAAGCAAUUGCGCAACUAAGAAACAACAUUCGAUUUUUUAGUGACAACAAAAGCUUCAAGAGUAGUGAUGGAGUGGUUAACCAUUCAAAUAAUUUACUUGCCAAGGCUAUUUCCAAGCUGGAAGAAGAAUUUAAACAGAUUUUGUCAUCUUACAGCAAACCUGUUGAGCCUGAACGACUUUUUGAGUGCCUUCCCAAUUCUAUGCGACCAUCAUCUGGAUCACCUGGAGAUCAGGCUGAUUCCAGUGGCAAGACUCCAUCAUCCCACAGUCAUUCUGAGCAUCCAAAUAGUGAAGAAAAUUCUGCAUACACAACACCAACUCUUAUUCCACCCAGGAUUCUGCCUUUGUUGCAUGAUUUAGCACUACAGAUGGUUCAGGCUGGUAAUCAGCAGCAGUUACUGAUAAUAUACAGGGAAGCUCGUUCUUCAGUUUUAGAAGAAAGCCUUUGCAAAUUGGGAGUAGAAAAGCUUAGCAAAGAUGAUGUUCAGAAGAUGCAAUGGGAAGUUUUGGAAGCUAAGAUUGGCAAUUGGAUACAUUUUAUGAGGAUUGCUGUCAAGUUGCUGUUUGCUGGAGAACGUAAAGUUUGUGAUCAAAUUUUUGAAGGCUUCAAUCCCCUCAUGGAUCAGUGCUUUGCUGAAGUUACUGCCGGGAGUGUGGCAGUGCUACUGAGCUUUGGAGAUGCAAUUGCCAAAAGCAAAAGAUCCUCUGAAAAGUUAUUUGUGCUUCUCGAUAUGUAUGAAAUAAUGCGAGAAAUUCACUCAGAGAUCGAAGCACUUUUUAGAGGUAAACCCUGCAAUGAAAUCAGAGAAUUGGCCUUGGGUUUGACAAAGAGGCUUGCACAGACGGCAAAAGAGACUUUUAGCGACUUUGAAGAGGCUGUUGAAAAAGAUGCAACAAAAACUGCCGUUGCAGAUGGAACAGUUCAUCCUUUGACAAGCUAUGUGAUUAACUAUGUGAAAUUCCUGUUUGACUAUCAAUCAACAUUGAAGCAACUUUUCUGCGAAUUUGAAAAUGGAGAUGACUCAAAUUCUCAGCUAGCUGCUGUUACAAUGCGUAUAAUGCAGGCUCUUCAAACCAAUUUGGAUGGAAAAUCUAAGCAAUAUAAGGAUCCUUCUUUGACUCAACUGUUUCUCAUGAAUAACAUUCAUUAUAUGGUCAGAUCUGUCCGCAGGUCUGAGGCCAAAGAUUUGUUGGGCGAUGAUUGGGUGCAAAGACAUCGGAGAGUUGUGCAGCAACAUGCAAAUCAAUACAAGAGGAUUGCGUGGACAAAGAUAUCUACUAUAAAGACUACAAAAGUAGGUUUGAUUGACCAUCAUGUUACGGCUUUGUCCGUAAUCCUUGAGGCAUUGGAAUGGCCACUAAUCCAGCAUCUGAAUUUUCCCGAGCAGUUUGGAAUGGCCAGUGCACUGGAAACUCUGUGUGGACAGGCAUAUGGCGCAGAACAAUACCAGCAGGUUGGAACGUUCACUUAUGGUUCCAUUUUGUGCCUCUUCCUGGUGUGUUUACCUGUAUCUCUUCUAUGGAUGCACACGUAUAAGCUAUUAACAUUCAUGGGGCAAGACCCUUUAGUCUCAGCCGAAGCUGGAAUAUUUGCAAUUUGGCUCAUUCCUGCACUAUUUCCCUAUGCAAUUCUCCAAUCUCUGGUCAGGUAUUUGCAGACUCAGAGUUUGAUUCAACCAAUGCUUUUGAGCUCAGUCGCAUCUCUAUUUUUCAACUUGCCUCUUUGUUGGGUUCUUGUGUUCAAGUUUAAGCUAGGGAAUCUUGGAGCUGCACUUUCCAUUGGUUUAUCAUACUGGUUAAAUGUGAUAUUGCUCGGGGUUUAUGUGAAGUACUCUUCAGCCUGUAAAAAGACCCGUGCUCCACUCUCGAAAGACGUUUUCCGAACCAUGGGGCAGUUCAUCCGAUUUGCUAUCCCCUCUGCUAUGAUGAUUUGUCUUGAGUGGUGGUCAUUUGAGAUAAUCAUACUUCUUUCAGGAUUAUUGCCUAAUCCACAACUUGAAAUGUCUGUUUUAUCUAUAUGCAUGACUACUACUUCAUUGCACUAUAACAUACCAUAUUCUUUUGGUGCUGCUGCAAGCACUCGGAUUUCAAAUGAACUAGGAGCUGGGAAACCUCAGGCAGCCCAAAUUGCUCUAUACACGGUGCUGAUUCUGUCAACUGCAGAGUUCGUCAUAGCAAGCACUGCUAUCUUCAUUUAUCGCCACAUAUUGGGCUAUGCAUUUAGCGAUGAAAAAGAAGUCGUGGUUUAUGUAAAAGAAAUGACUCCUUUACUUUGCCUCUCCAUCAUCAUGGACAGUUUACAAGCUAUAUUCUCCGGUGCAGCUAGAGGUAGUGGCUGGCAGAAAAUAGGAGCCUACGUAAAUCUUGGUGCAUAUUAUCUGGUUGGAAUUCCAGUGGCUUUGCUGGUGGGAUUUAUUUACCACUUUAGAGGAAAGGGCCUUUGGAUUGGAUUGGUAGCAGGGGCAACGCUGCAAUCUUUCUUGUUCUCUCUUGUAACAAUUCUCACAGAUUGGGAGAAACAGGCAAUGGAAGCAAGACAAAGGAUAUUUGAGGGAACAACUCCAGCCCAGAUUGAAUUGGUUCCAGAGAAUGAAAUGUUUGGAGGAGACAUGUUUAUUCGUGAUACAUUGAUGUGA